AUGUCGGACAGAACAAUGAGACGGCAAGUGCUGCUGUUUAUCUCGGUUCUUUCUUUCAGUUCAGUGAUUGGGCAGGUCAGCUACUCAAUCCCAGAGGAAAUGCCGAAAGGCUCUUUCGUUGGUGAUAUUGCGCAAGAUUUGGGUUUGGAUUUGAGAAGACUGAAAUCAGGAAAAGCUCGCCUUUACACGGGAGGCAGUGCAGAGUACAUCGAGUUAAAUAAAGAAAGAGGAGUCCUCCUCAUCAAAGACAAAAUAGACAGAGAGGUGAUCUGCGCAGAGACGGCGCCAUGCGCUUUGCAUUUCCAGGUUAUUUUAGAUAAUCCUAUGGAAUUUUUUAGCAUUACCGUUGAGAUUACAGAUAUUAACGACAACGCCCCGAUUUUUAAAAAAGGGGAAAUGAAAUUCAAAAUAAGUGAGUCAUCUGUCACAGGAGCAGUGUUCUUGUUGCAACAAGCAAUAGAUCUGGAUGUCGGUGGGAACGGCCUUCAAAGUUAUUUGUUAAAGCCAACCGACAACUUUGUAUUGAGGCUGCAAAAUCAAGCAGGUGGAAGCAAGGUGGUAGAAAUGGUUUUACAGAAACCUUUAGAUCGAGAAAAGGAGGAUCGUUUGUCGCUUGUAUUGACUGCAGUAGACGGUGGUGAGCCGCAGCUGUCCGGUACUGUUCAGAUACACAUCAGUGUGCUAGAUAAUAAUGAUAAUGCUCCAGUUUUUACGCAGAAGGUCUAUAAAUCCAUAAUUGAAGAAAACUCGCCCCCAGGGACGCAAGUGGUAAGCGUUAGUGCUUCUGACUCAGAUGAGGGAUCCAAUGGCAAAAUAUCCUUUUCUUUACUAAAUUUACUCGACAGUGUGUCCGAGUUAUUUGAGAUAAACAGGGAGACCGGCGAAGUUACACUGCUCGGCAACACCGACUUUGAAAAAAAGCGACAAUAUCAAAUACAUGUUCAGGCCAGUGAUGAAGGAGGACUAACUGACUCAUGUAAAAUUAUAGUCGAAAUAACAGACACAAAUGACAAUAUACCUGUUAUAAAUGUCAUGUCAAAGUCCAGUGCGAUAAAAGAGGACAUUAAUCCUGGCACUGUUGUGACCAUGAUAAAUGUCCAAGACCCCGACUCGGGCAAGAAUGGAAAAGUACAAUGUUAUAUUAACGAUAACAUUCCAUUUACAAUUUCCUCAACGUCAAAUACUUUCUUCAGUUUAACGACCGAGAGUGAUUUAGACAGAGAGAGAGCCUCGGAUUAUAAUAUAACGGUGACCUGCUCUGAUGAGGGAGAGCCCUCCCUCUCCAGCAGCGUCACUCUCACCUUACAGAUCUCUGAUGUGAAUGAUAACGCGCCUGUCUUUGAGAGGAGCUCAUAUGAGGCCUACAUUGUAGAAAACAACACACCAGGUCUCUCUAUAUUCACAGUGAAAGCCAGAGACGCUGACUGGAACCAGAAUGCCCGUGUUUCUUACAUACUGGAGGACUCCUCUGUUAACGGAGUGCCAGUCUCCUCAUAUGUGUCCGUUAGUGCUGAUAGUGGAGUCAUCCAUGCAGUGCGCUCUUUUGACUACGAGCAGAUCAAAGAUUUCCACUUCCGCGUGAAAGCGCAGGAUGGAGGCUCCCCUCCACUCAGUAGCAAUGUGACUGUGAAAGUAAUGAUCCAGGACCAGAACGACAACCCUCCUCAGGUUCUGUACCCAGUCCAGACUGGUGGCUCUCUGGUGGCUGAGAUGGUGCCUCGUUCAGCAGAUGUGGGCUAUCUGGUCACUAAAGUGGUGGCUGUUGAUGUGGACUCUGGACAGAAUGCCUGGCUCUCCUAUAAACUGCAGAAAGCCACAGACAGGGCGCUGUUUGAAGUGGGCUUACAGAAUGGAGAAAUAAGAACUAUCCGCCAAGUCACUGAUAAAGAUGCUGUGAAACAAAGACUGACUGUUAUAGUGGAGGACAACGGGCAGCCCUCUCGUUCAGCUACAGUCAUUGUUAACGUGGCGGUGGCGGACAGCUUCCCUGAAGUGCUGUCUGAGUUCACUGACUUUACACAAGACAAGGAGUACAAUGACAACCUGACUUUCUACUUAGUGCUGGCUUUGGCUGUAGUUUCCUUCCUCUUCAUCACGUGUUUAGUGGUUAUUAUAUCAGUGAAGAUCUACAGAUGGAGACAGUCUCGCGUCAUGUAUCACUCCAAUCUCCCUGUGAUUCCGUAUUAUCCACCACGUUACUCAGACACUUUGGGGACAGGGACUCUCCAACACGUGUACAACUACGAGGUGUGCAGGACGACUGACUCCAGAAAGAGUGACUGUAAGUUCGGCGGAGCCGGUAGUCAGAACGUGCUGAUAAUGGACCCCAGUUCUACAGGAACGAUGCAGCGGAUACAGAGUGAAAAGAGCAUCCUGGAUGAACCAGACUCUCCUCUAGAGGUUAGUAUUCUAAAAGACACAGAUUUCCUUCAUCCACUAGUUUUAGGCCUCCUUGUGACACAGUGA
This is a messenger RNA of Anoplopoma fimbria (sablefish), 2466 nucleotides long. RefSeq names its product protocadherin beta-16-like. Gene Ontology annotation, molecular function: calcium ion binding. Lineage: Eukaryota; Metazoa; Chordata; Actinopteri; Perciformes; Anoplopomatidae. The record is from RefSeq and is a predicted model, not a curated record. The transcript has a single exon. Gene Ontology annotation, biological process: homophilic cell-cell adhesion. Bases 1 to 2466 code for a protein of 821 amino acids. Gene Ontology annotation, cellular component: plasma membrane.